GUCCACAAAAACCAUUAUCAUAAUGCUCCCAUUCGCCAACUACUACAUUUCUUCACCAUCCAUGUCGGAGAACAAUACUAGCAACAACAGGAGGAGGAAGAAGAAACGUCCAAUGACGGUUUACGGCGGCGGAGGAGAUGAUAAUUUGGCCGUGGUGAAGGCGGCGGCGUGGGCUUGGUACCAAAGGAAAGAAGGCAAACCGAUCAUGAGAGAGUUUGAUCUAACAAGAGCACCAAGAACACCUCGACCUUCACGGUACAAGAUCGAAGCCACCAAGAACAUGAUUCUCUCCGAGAAUAAGGUUUUGGCUGAACAUAGGGUUUCUAAGUCUUCGCUUUGGUACGCAAAUUACCCUUUACGUGGAGAUCAAGAAACUCAAUACUCUCGUCUUCUUGACACUUACGAGAUCAAGAACAUCUCCAAGAGGCUCAAUAUUGAUGAUUCUAGUUUAUCCGUGAGUUCGAGUAGUGUUUUCCGGCUCAAGGACGAUAAUCAUCAUAAUCAUAUUCAUAAUCAUGAUUAUGAUUGUCAUGAUCAUGGUUUGUUGCAAAAGAAAAUUGGUUACGAAAAUAAUACUACUAGUACUAGUAGUAGGAACAAGAGUGAUAAUGGCUUCAAAAAAGUGAGCAAAAGAAAUUUGUGGAAGGGAAUGAUUGUGAUGGGUCCAGGGUCGAAGGUUUGUGGGAGAAGCAACGACGUGGAUUUACGGGCUUCUCAGGCCAGCCGGAGAACGGUUAAGGUUGCGGCGGCGGCUGAGGCUCUGUUCAGGUCGGCGGCAGGUGGCAAAAAAAGUGGCCGUCGCUAACUUUAGUGGUUCUUGGGUUGUUGAACUUUGAAGACUUUUUAAAGGCUGGAAAGCGAUUUUUCUUUUGAACAUUUUCUUUUUAAUUGUUAAUUUCUUAAUUUCAGUUUGUGAUAUUCACUAGCUACG
Molecule: messenger RNA, 931 nt
Organism: Eutrema salsugineum
Lineage: Eukaryota; Viridiplantae; Streptophyta; Magnoliopsida; Brassicales; Brassicaceae
Exons: 1
Coding region: 23-805 (260 amino acids)
Source: RefSeq, a predicted model, not a curated record